AUGAAUUCCGACAGCAACAACAAUGGCCCUGGCGCCAAUCCAGGCUUAUAUGCUGCGCAUGGCCCGAUCAUUUGGAAUGAGGUCUUCACUCGCCAUGAAGUUGUCCUUUCCUCGCACCUCGACAUGUUGAUCCAGGUGAAAGCGCAUACCGCAACAGAGAGCGAGGCAUUCCAGGCAGUGACGUCGAUGGUGAACAAGACCGUCCAGGCGAUGAACCAAACGAAGCUGGCCAGAAAGAACAUGAUGAACAAAAACAACUCCUCAAGCUCCUCCUCGAGAUCAACACCGCAGACACAACAAGACACAGCAGCAAACACGCGCAAGAAGCGUCGUCGAAGCUCCCAGAAAGAAACAAUUUGUCCAAAUACCGAAACCCCACCCCGAGACCCUUCUACAGACGAAGCGCGCUCCUCAAAACGAUACCGCGAUGUCUCACAGCCGUCUGAGGGCGAUGAGGGAGACGUCACGUCUACGUCACUUGGCACAGAGGAUAUCUCGGCUGAGGUCCAGCGCAGACUUAAGAUUAAGGAGGAACAGCGUCGCAAGAAGGAUAAUCCCAAGCGUGACAAGCGGAAGAGGGAUAGUCUUGCGUCAAAUGAGGCUACUUCGCCUGUUGUGCUUCGCCCGAAGAAGAAGCGCGUGCGCGUGGAGAAUGAGCGGAAGAGGGGUGGUGAGGUGGGGGAUGAGGCUGAUUCGAGGAAGAGAAGACGGUAG
Molecule: messenger RNA, 714 nt
Organism: Penicillium antarcticum
Lineage: Eukaryota; Fungi; Ascomycota; Eurotiomycetes; Eurotiales; Aspergillaceae
Exons: 4
Coding region: 1-714 (237 amino acids)
Source: RefSeq, a predicted model, not a curated record